Molecule: messenger RNA, 306 nt
Organism: Pistacia vera
Lineage: Eukaryota; Viridiplantae; Streptophyta; Magnoliopsida; Sapindales; Anacardiaceae
Exons: 1
Coding region: 1-306 (101 amino acids)
Source: RefSeq, a predicted model, not a curated record
AUGCGCUUUGGGAACAAAGGGAAGUUGGCGUCGAAAUUCAUUGGUCCUUUUGAGAUUCUACAACGAGUGGGGAAGGUUGCCUACAGGUUAGCACUACCCCCUCAUAUAAAAUACAUGAGGUUUUUCUGCUCGAUGUUGCGGAAAUAUGUAAGUGAUCCCUCCCAUAUCCUGAGUGUUAAGGAUGUUGAGCUAGCAGAGAACCUUGUGUAUGAAGAACAGCCGGUUCAGAUUUUGGAUAAAAGGAUUAAAGAGCUUUGGAACAAGAGCAUUCCUCUAGUGAAGGUUCUUUGGAGGAAUCGAAGGUAG